This is a messenger RNA of Benincasa hispida (wax gourd), 2140 nucleotides long. Lineage: Eukaryota; Viridiplantae; Streptophyta; Magnoliopsida; Cucurbitales; Cucurbitaceae. The record is from RefSeq and is a predicted model, not a curated record.
AAAUCAACAAAAGAAAAAAGAGUGAUUUCAGUGAAGAGAGAGAAGAGAAAUCAACGAAAAGAAAAUUCAACAGCGCGUGAUUAGAAGACCAAUGAAUUAAUAAUUGUUCAUAUACGACUGUUGACCAUUGCUCCAUUUUCAUUAGGUUUCUCUUCAUUUUCUUUCGCCAUGUUUGUCGAGAUCCCCUCCUUCUACCCAUUCUUAUGAGAUUGCUUAUAAUUCCAAUCCUUCCGAUCAUUAUCUUUUUUGGGACCUCACUGGAUUUCAUCGUGGCCUCCUUGGAUUCGUCAUCUGGGUUUCGUUGGAUCUUUUCGAUUCUUCUUUCAAACUGAGUCAGGAAAUGAUGGGAGGACAAUCUAGCAAAAACAAGUCAGGUAGUGGAGAUAUUUCUCCCCCGCCCCUUCCCAUCGAUGAUUCUCAGUAUGUUGCUGCUCUUAGUUCAUAUGAAGCUGAGUGUGCAAACAAUCCAGAUUUGCAAUCCUUUGAUGUUCAAGUGCACGAACGGACGAACCGAGCUAUCAAUUCACUGGCUAAUGGAGUUGCGAUUGGAUCAUUGUCGAUGGAUGCACUCAUGGAGGUCACUGACUUUUUACUAGAAACGAAUGGAGAUGCUGUCAAGAUUAUCCUUGAAAGUAAAGAGGAUGUGUGGAACAAAGAGUUGUUUAGCCUUGUGAAGGCAUUCUUUGAUAACAGCCUCAAAACAUUAGAAUUCUGCGCGGCAUUGGAGCAGAGUCUACGACGCACACGGGAUAGCCAGUUCAUCAUUAAACUUGCUGUCGGAAAGUUUGAGAGUGAUGAGAAUGGAGAUAAUGAUGAGAGAUAUGUUAAAACAUUGGAGGAAUUGAAGAGGUUUCAAGAGGCUGGGGAUCCAUUCGGUGAGGAGUUUGUUAAGUUGUUUCAGUCCUUCUACAAGCAGCAUUUGUCUAUGUUCAAGAAGUUGCAACGUCAAAAGAAGAAGCUUGACAAAAAAUAUAGCAACGUGAAGACAUGGAAGACAGUGUCGAAUGUCAUUUUGGUUACUGCAUUUGCUUCUGUACUGGUAUUUUCCGUUGUAGCAGCUGCGAUGUCUGCACCUCCCGUGGUGAUUGCAUUGGCUGCUGCACUAGCUGUUCCAAUGGGCCCAGUCGGGAAAUGGUGUAACACGCUCUGGAAUCGAUACUUGAACAGCAUUAAAGUUGAGAAGCAACUUAUGAGCUCUUUGGAAGGUCACAGUUUCAUAAUUCUGAAGGACUUCGAGAACAUUAGAUUACUUGUGCACAGGUUAUCGAUUCAGUUAGGUUCAUUGUUGCAGAAUGCCAAUCUUGGCAUUAGGGAACAGGGUGCUAUGCAGCUUGUAAUAGAUGAGAUCAAGAAAAACCUUGCAGGAUUUGAUGAGACCAUUGAGAAGUUGAGUGUACAUGCUGCUAAAUGCAGCUCAGAUGUAACAAAGGCAAGAACAGUAAUUCUUCAGAAAAUAGCAAGGCAAUCUAACAGCUGAUAACACAACCCCUUCAAUCAAAUUUGCUUGUGUCUCAUCAGUUGCUUUUGCCGGUAUGCUACUUGGUUAGCAUCGAAAAAUAGAAAAGGAAGAGAAGACUAAGAUGGCCAAUAAAGUGUUCAUAUACUACUCAUCUUAGACCCAAAAGAUCGGAAUCUUUAUUCUCGAAGAUAUUGAGAUGUCGUGUCAAGGUGAAUUUGCUCACUCGAUCGAUAUUUAUUUAUGAUAAGCUUUGAACAUGUUGGGAUUAACAAGGAUUUAGUUUCCUCUUUAUCUCUUCUUUCUAUUCGGUUUUAUGUAUUUAAACUGUGACCAAGGCAGCAGGAGGUGUGGGAAUGUAUAAUAACUUAAUCUCUUUAGUCUUUAUUGUUCUCUUUUGAGAAGUAUGUGGAGUAGUUCCACCCGGCUAUCCAUUAUGAACAUACUCUACUGGUUUGUCCCAAAUCAAGUUUUUGCAUCAUCAUUAUUAUAAUGUCUGAAAAUCAGAGCAUCGAUUAUAGUAUAGAAAAUUCUUGGGGUAUUUAGAGUAUGGAGUUGAGUUAUGAAGUCUGGAACUAAUAUGUUGGAGUUAGGAAAUUUGUAUUUGAAAGGUAUAGUUGUAAGAUCAAGUACCUUGAUAAGUGUGCAAAAUAAAGAAAAAGAAGACUAAAGUUUCUUGAUAAA